Molecule: messenger RNA, 936 nt
Organism: Penicillium malachiteum
Lineage: Eukaryota; Fungi; Ascomycota; Eurotiomycetes; Eurotiales; Aspergillaceae
Product: oxidoreductase, short-chain dehydrogenase/reductase family
Exons: 4
Coding region: 1-936 (311 amino acids)
Molecular function (GO): oxidoreductase activity
Source: RefSeq, a predicted model, not a curated record
AUGUCGCCCGUUGCGCAGUAUACAGAACGACCCGCCAGCGGGUCCAAGUCUCAGUUUCAGCCAGGUCACAAAAUCCCCAUCCAGCAUCUGACAAAGCCCGGCUUGCAGUCUGAUAUGGAAGAUCCCAAGCCUGUCUCCGCGCAUAUUCCAACCGACGAUGGCGGAUAUCAACUUUAUAAGGCAGCAGGAAAGCUUGGAGGAAAGAAAGCCAUCAUUACAGGUGGAGAUUCGGGAAUUGGACGAGCUACCGCCAUUCUCUUCGCCAUGGAAGGUGCUUCAAGUUUGAUUGUCUAUCUCCCAGAGGAGGAGUCAGACGCACAGGAAACGAAACGUCUGGUAGAAGAGGCCGGUCAGAAGUGCUAUUGCGUGGCCAUUGACAUAAGGAAGAAGGAGAACUGCAGAAAGAUCGUUGACACCGCCCUUCGAGACAUGGGUGGGGUUGAUAUUCUAGUCAACAAUGCCGCAUUCCAAGAUAUGCUCAGUGAUAUCAGCGAAUUAGAUGAAGAACAAUGGGAAAAGUCCUUCGAUACUAACAUCCACUCGUUCUUCUAUCUUUCCAAAUACUGUCUCCCGCAUAUGAAACCAGGAUCGACUAUCAUCAACUGUUCCUCGGUGAAUCCAUAUAUUGGUCGAGGCGAUCUAUUGGACUAUACAGCCACCAAGGGAGCAAUCGUCGCAUUCACCCGGGCUCUAUCAAAUCAGCAGGUUAAGAAGGGCAUUAGAGUCAAUUGUGUUUGCCCAGGUCCAAUCUGGACCCCACUGAUUCCAUCUACUAUGCAAACCGGCGCUAUGGAACAAUUCCAUGCUGUACCCAUUGGUCGUCCUGGGCAACCCAGUGAAGUUGGAACUUGCUUUGUCUUCCUUGCAAGCCAAGAUAGUAGUUAUAUCUCUGGACAGUGUCUCCAUCCCAACGGUGGUAUCAUGGUGAAUGGCUAA